Molecule: messenger RNA, 2537 nt
Organism: Stegastes partitus (bicolor damselfish)
Lineage: Eukaryota; Metazoa; Chordata; Actinopteri; Pomacentridae
Product: hormonally up-regulated neu tumor-associated kinase homolog
Exons: 11
Coding region: 1-2325 (774 amino acids)
Biological process (GO): protein phosphorylation; intracellular signal transduction
Cellular component (GO): cytoplasm
Molecular function (GO): protein serine/threonine kinase activity; ATP binding
Source: RefSeq, a predicted model, not a curated record
AUGCCAGCUGCUGCAGUGAAGCCCGCUCCGGACGACAUGGUUGCGGAAGGGGAGCGCGGGGUGUCCCAGUGGGAGGCACCGGGGCUGGGCAGGGAGCGGCUGCCUCUGCCCUCCCUGAAGAUCCCCAGGGAGCUGCUGCGGAGCUUCCCCCACUCCAAGCGGGUGGGAUCCUACCUGGUGGGCAAGAUGAUCAACAAGGGCUCGUUCGCCAAAGUGAUGGAGGGGCUGCACAUCGGCACGGGGGAGAAGGUGGCCAUUAAGGUGAUAGACAAGAAGAAAGCUCGCCAGGACUCGUACGUGCUGAAGAACAUGAAGAGAGAACCUCGAAUUCAUCAGAUGGUCCGACAUCCUCAUAUUGUGGUUCUGCUGGAGACUCUGGAGACGGAGAACAGCUACUACAUGGCCAUGGAGCUGUGCGCUGGAGGAGACCUGAUGGACCGGAUCUGUGAGAGGAAGAGGCUGGAGGAGAGGGAGGUCCGACGAUACACCCGACAGAUCCUCUCCGCCGUGGAUCACCUGCACAAACACGGCAUCGUGCACAGAGAUUUAAAGAUUGAAAACUUCCUCCUGGAUGAGCACAACAACAUAAAGAUAGUUGACUUUGGCCUGAGCAACACCCUGAAGGCUGAAUCUUUAUCUCUGGAGCUCCUCAGCACCCAGUGUGGAAGUCCAGCCUACGCCGCCCCUGAGCUGCUCGCUCACAGGAAGUAUGGACCCAAAGUGGACGUCUGGUCUGUAGGUGUGAGCAUGUUUGCCAUGCUGACAGGAACUCUCCCCUUCACCGUGGAGCCUUUCAACAUCAAACAGCUGCACCAGAAGAUGGUCAACGGAGAGAUCAGCAGCAUCCCCAGCGACGUCAGCAAAGGUGCCGUGUCGUUCGUGUUGUCUCUGCUGGAGCCGGAUCCAGACAAGAGGCCGAGUGUCAGAGCGGCGAUGGAGGAGAGAUGGAUCAACGAGGGAUAUGCCAAGAAACCACUGCACACGCUGUCUCACAAAAACAGGUUGUGUCCAGAAGAUCUCAACUCGUCUGUGCUGACAUUCAUGACGGAGACGCUCGGCUACUCGCUCUCUGAAAUCAUACAUACGCUGACCAGCAACCGACCGUCCGCCAUCAUGGCCUCGUACCACCUGCUGCUCAACAAGCUCAACAGGAGCCCGAAAGGAGCCAAAGCCAGCAAGAAGCUGGAGAGCAGUGACUGGAGUCUUCCCAGCAAGAACACAUGGAGAGAGAGGAGUAACACUGAAACAAACACUCAGCAACAGAACGAGCCGACCAAUGAGAAGAGCUCGAAGCACUCCAACAGGCCUCCGAGGGCAGCCGAGUGUCAGAGCAACAGGAGGAGGGCCGAGGAGCUGCACAGGAAGGACCACCGGGAGGACGGCGACGAGAACCGUCCCCCGUCUCCCUCUCUGCCCCAGCUUCCUCGCUCCGCCUCCCCCUCCUUGCCCCCUCGCCUUCCCUCCCCCUCCCCCGCCCCGCCGUCUGCAGAGGACGGAGCUACAGACGAGGAGAUCACGUUGGACACCAGAGAGACGCUGUUUCCUGAAGUGUCGGUGUUUGGCGACAGGGAGCUCGUCCAUCUUUCUCCUCCUAAAAGCUCCGCCUCUCAGCUCUGCGACUCCGCUCCUUGCCAAGUCCCUUUACCUGGCGAGCCAAUCAGAGAGCCGAGCACAUCCAGACCGAUCCGACACACGCACCUGCUCAGGACGACCCAGUCGGACGGGGCGGCGGACCCUGGGUCGGACUGUUUCCAUGACAACCGCCUCCAGGACGACUCCCAUCACCUGAGCAUCAACGAGCGCCUGGAGAAGCUACAGACGUUUUACUCCUCGGAGAAGAGCGGCAUUUCUCCCAGGAUGCUCCUGGAGGCCGACAACUCGGACCGAGCGCACCUGGGUACCAUGGAGACGCCGCAGACGUCCCCCUCCGCCCCCCUCCCACGCCUGCGCAACGUGGGGCUGAAAGAUGGACGGGGGAGGAAGAUGACCUGGGUGGGGCUGAGCCGACCUGGACCGCCAGGGCUCCUCGUGAACGGGUCCAAACCUCCUGCUUUCCCCUCGCAGAGACAACACACUCUAGUUAUCAAGAGCCUGAGGCAGGAGAGGGGGAAGAGGAAAGAUCUGUCUGCAGCUGGAGGAGGAGGAGGAGGAGGGGGAGGAGGAGGAGAGAGGGCAGGAGGAGGGAUGAACGGGGCCAAGAGGAACUCAGUUCAGUUACGCUCAUCGCUGCAGCGUCGAGUCGCGGACCUGAACCUGCCGCUGCUUCCUGCAGCCGUGCAGGGGAAAAGUGACAGGAAGAACCAGCUGCACAGCAUGGACUACUGAGGAGAGGCAGGGACCAGGGAAGGGUGCUCGUAGGUUUGCAAUACAUUUGAAAGGAAGAUUAGCACUUAAUAGUAGAGAGCAAACUGCAUUUUAAGGAACAGCUGCAAAAAGGAGCCACAAAGACAUACAGUACUAAAGCUAUUACGUUCUACUUUAACUCUUCUGCACAAGCACAAACAGAACUGUCCCCAAAACAUACGUCAUAAAAUACG